This is a messenger RNA of Mercurialis annua (annual mercury), 2325 nucleotides long. RefSeq lists its product as uncharacterized. The transcript is spliced from 2 exons. Bases 358 to 2145 code for a protein of 595 amino acids. The record is from RefSeq and is a predicted model, not a curated record. Lineage: Eukaryota; Viridiplantae; Streptophyta; Magnoliopsida; Malpighiales; Euphorbiaceae. Gene Ontology annotation, cellular component: Ino80 complex.
GAAAUAAACGAAAUUAAACUAAACUAAAAAUUAAUUUGAAAUUAAACUUUUUGUUUUGUAGACUGUGAGUGCGCAACAGUGACUUUGCUGUUUCAGAUUAUGGUUUUUCCUCACAGGACAAACAGUACUAAGAAGAGAAAAAGCAGAAACAAAACAAAAAUAAAAAAAAUUGAGGAAUCUUAAGGUAGGCGUGACAGCCAAAACAAAACCAAUCCAAAAUGUUGAUUACGCUCUGUUUGGGUUUCAAUUCUCGUCGAUUUCAUCCAAGGGACUCUAAUUGCGGCGGUCAAGUUUUACUCAAAUGAUUUGACUUCUCCCUCUAACUAGAUCAGUACACUCAGAUAACUUCCUGGGUCAAUGGGAAUUCAGAAGAUUGGCCAUCAGAAGUUGAGAAAUAGUAGAAAAAAUUCUUUGUUUAACGGCAAGGACGGAGUAGCAAAAGAUAUCCCUCCUUUGUUGGCAGAUAACGGAGAUGAUUCUGAUGAUUGUGAACUUGCUGAUUUGCACUGUGAGCAUGGCAUGGUGCAAGGUCAGAUAUGCAGCAUACCAUUUGAACUUUAUGAUCUGCCAGAUUUGAGGGAGAUAUUAUCUUUAGACACGUGGAAUUCUUGUUUAACAGAGGAAGAAAGGUUCUACCUGUCAGCUUACCUUCCGGAUAUGGACCGGCAGACUUUUUGUUUGACAAUGAAGGAGCUUUUUGAAGGCAAUGAUCUAUUUUUUGGCAAUCCCUUGGAUAUUUUCUUCCAGAGAUUGAGAGGCGGAUUAUAUCCUCCAAAACUGGCUCAGCUAAGAGAAGGUUUGCAGUUUCUUGAACGGAGAAAGUAUUAUUAUUCCUUAAAAUCUUAUCAUGUCAGGAUGACGCAAAUGUUCACAGACAUGAGAGGGUUAUGGGAUCAGUUGGAGUUGAACUCUGGUGUUGCGGAAAGGAUCUCUUUGUGGAACAAAAGGAGAAAACAGAAAGCUAUCCAUUUGCUUGAUCUUAAUAAAUUUCCCAAGGAUGAUCAGCCAUUGUGUGAGGAUGUUGGAUUGAACAUAAAGGGUAUGAAAUCAACGGAAAGCAACAGAGUAAAGGAGAAUUUUCCAUUUCUAUCUGCCAAUGGAAAGAAAUCUACUACUCCGAACUUCAGAGGAAAGGGAAUUUUAAAGAUAAAAACACCCGGAAAUGGCUUAUUGCCAAACAGCAAUCCGAAAGUACUUGGCAGUAACAUUUUAGAGCAAUUCCGACCUGUACCUAAGGGAGUGUUGAAAGUGGUACCUAAAGUUCCUUCUGUCUGGUUGGAACAAUCAGAAAUGGUUACAAGAGGAGCUCAGCCAACAUUUCCAGUAAGAACCCAAGGUUUAUUGGAUUUGAAGUUGUCUUCAUUGCCAGCAUAUUUGCAGUUUCCAGAUGUAGCUAGCCUCUCUGAAUUGCCAUUUCUGCAGCAGAACAGCGGCAGACUUAAUUUGAUUCCCAACCAACAACCUCAUUGUUUCCUGAAUCAGGAGGGAAGUAGUAUGAGAAGCAAACAUAGAUCAGAAAGCUCGACCGGAAAAGUAGAAGGGCGUAUGAUUUUUCCUUCAGAUGACGUUACUGGUUUAGCACAACAUAAAUUGUUUGCGGGUAAUGAGAGAAAGGAUCUUAAUGAGCUGUCAAUUGAUUCAAAAAAAACUGCAAGAAGGCAUGCAUUUCCUGUUGAAAAUGUCUGGCCAAAUUUGCGUAAAGGAAUCGAUCACUUGGAAGGCUUCCCAUUUGAUAUUCAUAAUUACAGUGUAGAACGAAAUAUGGCCCUCAUGAAAGAAAAGAAUGUCAUUGUCAAUCCAAGAAUUCCACAAGCAGUUCAAAGAAGUUCGUGCUCAUUGCGUGAUAAUGGUAAACAUGAUAUGUUGAUGUUAUUUUCUUCAAAUCCAGUGCAAUCUGAGAGUGAGACUAGUGCCAAGAGACCCAAAUUGAGUGUUUCAGAGAGGUUCAAAGACGAAGCUGUGCUUCCUUUGACAUACAAGCGAAGAAAGGGUUUAGGCAAGGUUAACUCAUCGGACACUGGCAAGAAUCUGAUAGCAGGAGCUGAUCUGAACUGUAAUAAUCAGCAGUUUAUUGGGGAGGGUGCAAAAGCAGUGAAAAUGAAACUUACAAGGUGGAAAGAUUUGCCUAUCAACAAGGAAUCCUGAACAACACACCACAUCGAGUAAAGUAAUGUAGGUAUUUUUACCGGCGUCAAGUCUUAUUAUAUAGUUUUCAUAUCAAUCUGUAUUAUAUGCUUAUGAAAUGUGUAAAUGAAAGUAUACUCCCAUCUCGAGGGUAAUUAAAUUGGCGCCUAUAUAUCCAAGUAAGUGUGUGCUCAUUAUCUA